UGCCACUACCACAGCGCUGCCUGUGAGGCCGUGAGUGCCAGUUCAAGUUGCCCUGCUGCUGCGUCGCGCGGAGACAGCAACGACGUGGUCACGCGGCUGCAUUCGCGUCGCUGCAACUGCAACCUGACCCGACGACGACUGCGUGCCGAGCGAGCAUGGCACGCAUCUGCUUGGCACCUUCGCCACAGCCCACAGGAGAGAACCUUGUCCAGUCGUCCAGGUACAAAGAUGGAGAGAGUGAGCCCAGGAAACUCUCUGCCUCUGGCCUCUCUGCUCGCUCAGCUCUGGCCAGCGGAGGAGAAGAAGAGAGUCCCCGUGACGACCGUGAGUGACCGACCUCUGCCGUGGGGCGCUGGCAGCCAUUUGCUUGCUGCCGUCGUUGCGCGAUGAGCGCGGGUGCAGCCCGGUCCGUGCUCGUCGUCGUCUUCUUCGCCCUGCCUCUUCUCGUCUCCAUGACCCACGUGUUGCCAACCUGCUAUGCAGGCGGCCACCAGCAGCCGGCGCAUGUCGGAGCGGACCCGCGCUCACCACCGAUCGAUGGCGGCGAGCACGCAGAGCAGCGGCAGCAGCUUAGCAGGCUGGGCUCCAGGCCGCCGUGCUGCGACCGCAAGUGCGGCGCGUGCGCGCCGUGCAAGGCCGUGCAGGUGCGCGCCGGCGCCGGCGCCGCGGCGGAGCGCCGCCUCCGCCCGCGCUGCGCCAACUACGAGCCCGUCGGGUGGAAGUGCAGGUGCGGCGCCGCCGUCUUCGACCCUUGACGUGGCUAGCUAACUGCCCGCUACGUACGGCUGCCAGCUCCAGCUUCGACCAGUCCGUGGCCCUGCUGAAUUGUAAUCGUCGCAUGCACACGCUGGUGACGCUGCUGCCUGCUGGAUGGUAGCGAGCAUGUGGGCUUGUUUGCGUCUGCAUUAGACUUGUGCUACGCCACACUUGUGUACGUAGACGUAGCCUGCAUACUACUCCCACCGCAUGUCUAUCUGCAACACGAUUGUGGGUUUGUGACAAUGAAUUUUGCUUAGAUUUUAAGAGACGGUGUUGUUGGUUAGCCAGUCAUAUGCUUCAGCUUCUACACUGGCGAAGCAGUUUUCACGA
This is a messenger RNA of Zea mays, 1089 nucleotides long. RefSeq names its product EPIDERMAL PATTERNING FACTOR-like protein 3. Gene Ontology annotation, biological process: stomatal complex development; guard cell differentiation. The transcript is spliced from 3 exons. The record is from RefSeq and is a predicted model, not a curated record. The coding region runs from base 387 to 755 and encodes 122 amino acids. NCBI's taxonomy places the organism in Eukaryota, Viridiplantae, Streptophyta, Magnoliopsida, Poales, Poaceae.